Trichoplusia ni (cabbage looper) is the source of this 5885-nucleotide messenger RNA. Its product is annotated as probable Rho GTPase-activating protein CG5521. Gene Ontology annotation, biological process: positive regulation of GTPase activity; regulation of small GTPase mediated signal transduction. Gene Ontology annotation, molecular function: GTPase activator activity. Bases 167 to 5653 code for a protein of 1828 amino acids. The record is from RefSeq and is a predicted model, not a curated record. NCBI's taxonomy places the organism in Eukaryota, Metazoa, Arthropoda, Insecta, Lepidoptera, Noctuidae. The transcript has 33 exons. Gene Ontology annotation, cellular component: cytoplasm; nucleus.
CAGCGUGAAACGAACACACUCGUAGUGUUUACGUCAACCGAGAUUUUUAUGUAAGUAAAUGUCAAAAUGGGAGUGAAAACGUAAAGAAAACAAUGUGAAAUUACUGUAUUUUUUAUUCUGAGAAUGAAAAGAAUCUACGUAAUGACCCUUUAAAACCACAUCCGAAAUGUUUACUAAGAAAUCUCAUCAGGAUGUUAAGAAAUCUACUGUUAAAAUACAAGACUCCAAAAAGGAUUCAGCAACCAGACUAAAACAUUUAAAAAUCGUUUUAGAACACUUUGAUGCUGAUGAAGCGAAGAAUUACUUUGAUGGUAACUUUAGCCAUGUCUAUUUCAUUUUGUAUGAUAACUUCAUACAAGCUGAGAACAAUCUGCGGCAAAGAGAACUUCCAUUUCAUCUCGUCCACAAAGCAGGCAGAGAAGAGUUAGAAGGGGCUCUGUCUCUUCUAGACAAAGUAUUAUGUCUCCUGCCAGAGCUGAUCGGGAGAAGAUGGCAGUUACACUCAUUGACGAGAAUAUUUUCAAAACUCCUCCAUAGUGGAAACUCACAGAAAUUAAGAGCAGAGGCUAUAAGGUAUUUCUUGCUGUGGUAUCAAGCAUUGGGUGACAAUGCUCCAAGUGAAGUUCACAGAAUGUUUGCGACUCUGGUGCCCGGCAUGCCAGAGCCGACGAUACUACCCACUGGAUCCCCACUCAAACCAAAAGGAUAUGAAAUAGCAGCAAAUGAAAACAAGGGUUCCGGUGAUUUCAGUAUAGAUGAUAUCAUGCACCAUCCAAACUUCAACUCGGCUGUUGAUAAUGCUAAAAAGGUUGUAGUUGAACAAACACCAACGGGUAUAAUGGGUAAAAUAGCGAACGUGUCUGCAUCCAUAUUCCACGAUACGAAUGCUCUAAACCCAGUACAGAGUGUGGAGAUACAGCCGCUGCUGCCGCCAACCGCUAACGAAAAGGCCGUUGACAACGAGACUAAAUAUUUCUUUGAAAUACUUCUCGACGGAAUGGCCACGUCUGUUACGAAGAUACAAUGGAGGGACAGAUCUCAUACAAAGGCAAUGAGAUGUUUCGCAUUUCUACUCGAGAAAUUCAAGAUUUAUUAUUUGCCUGUUAUCUGCCCUCAGUACAAUGUUAAGAACUCAUUGUAUAAACCUAAUCUAGAACUGCCAGUCCAACACAACAUACUGGAGGACGACUACGUACUAUGCAGAGUCACGCUGAUCAAGUGGGUGGCUAGUUACGCGCACUUCAUGAAGAAGCAGGGCAGUGAGGGGGGGCAGCCGUCGUCCAUGACCAGCACGGGCUCGCACCUGCCGCACUCCAACACGCCCACGCCAGCCGCCUCGCUGCACCAUGAGGAGGAGACUUCCUUCACUGUUGGACAUCCAUCAGACUCCAGCAGAGCGUCGUCACAUGAUUCCGCUUCUAAUACUCCACAUCCGAGUUUAGAAUCAGGAUCCGGUGUCUUCGAGGAGUUAAGCUCUGAAAUGGUAGUGCGUGACGUGCUGUGCUGUUCGUCACGCGAACACGUCGACUUCACGAUAGAAGUGCUGCGUCAAGCCUUCCUGCUGCCUUUCUCCCACGCACCCGCUGUGAGACGCGUCAUAGCACUCUAUAAGGACUGGAUUCAGAUGAAUGUGGCAGAAAUCCCUCCUUUCUUGGUGGAGAAUACGUUCGAGCAGCAGGGAGGGGGCGAGCCGGCCGCGCCGCCGCGACGUCUGCGCAACGACUCCUACCUCGGCGCGGUGGGCCGGGACAAUGUUAUGGUGCGUGCUGGCCUGCAGAACGUGCUACAAAUCUUCAUGACGCAAGCGGCGAACGUGUUCCUGGCAUCAGCGUCGCCGGUGGCGCCGCCUGGUGCGCUCAGUCAGCAACAGCUGUUGGAGGAACAGACGGACACUUGCAAGCGAGUGCUCAACAUAUACAGAUAUAUGGUUAUGCAUGUCGCUAUGGACGCUAAUACUUGGGAACAGUUGCUGCUCGUGUUACUGCAAAUCACAUCGUUGGUGCUAACCAAAGUACCACCGAAACGGAAACAAGAAUCUUUAGGAGGUUUUCUGGCGCCAGCGCUUUUUCAAACCCUGAUCGUGACGUGGAUAAAGGCGAAUCUGAAUGUUGCUGUGAAGCCGGAGCUCUGGCAGAACUUUAUGGAACUUUUGUCCAGGCUCACGCAUUGGGAAGAUCUUAUUAAGGAAUGGGCGAAAACAAUGGAAACCUUAACUCGUGUGCUCGCUCGGCACGUGUACUCUCUGGACUUAUCGGAAAGUGUGAGCGGGGACAGAGGGCGGGGAGGCCGGCGGGUGGCUGCGGCCCCGGCGCCGCUACCACGCCCCGCGCUGCCGCAUCAUGCCGCCGCCGUUCUAGCUCAUAGUGCCACCAGGACGCCCGGAAAAUCUCCAAAAUCAGGCCACGAGCCCCAUCCACGCAAGGAAAUUGGAAGCACACGACGACAGCUCACUAGAUGUCGGAGCGACCCUCAUUUGACGAAACAUGCGCAAGCGCAUACGGAUACCAAAGAACCGGUCAACGACAAGCCAACAAGAAGAUGGUAUUCUUUAGAUUCGUUACGGAAUUCAUCGCAGCAAGAGGAGAGGGACUCCGCAAGUGGCUCCCGCUCUCCGUCACCAGCGCCAUCUAGUGGCGUAGAAAGCAGCUCCAUCAAGGAUUCACCAUUACAGAUAGAUCUGGCCUCCGAUGGAGGGAAUGUCGUAGGUUCAUUGGAUAUCGGUAUACCAGAAUGGACGGAGAACGAGUCGUGCGAGACGCUGGGCGGGGCCGGCGGGGGCGGGGAGGGCGUGGGCGUGGUGAUGGGCGGGCGCGCGCGCGGCUGGCUGCCCGACGUGGCGGCCGUGUUGUGGCGCCGCAUGCUGGCCGCGCUCGGCGACCCCAACCUGCUGCGCGACCCGCACGCGCACGCCAACCUCUACAACUAUCUCAUACACCUCAACACCACGCUGCUCAAGAUAAGUGCGAAUCAGACGCUGAAUGGCAACACGGAGAUCCAUGUGCCGUUCAACUUGGUGGCGGGCUGGUGUCUCGAGGCGGAGGCGCUGCCCCCCUCGCACAGGUCGGGCAAGCUGCUGGCGCUGCGGCUGCUGUGCGAGUCGACGCAGGCGCAGGGCCCGGGCGCGCCGUCCUCCUGCAACAACCGCCUGCAUCUCGCACAUCUGCAUCUGUACCAACGAGCGCUACAUCAUGGUCUGACCGGCGAGGAUCGCUCAGUGGUAGACGUGUUAGUAGAGCACGCGGCGCCGCGGUACCUCUCGCUGGCUCUCGAUGGCUACUCGCUCCUACUGCUGGACUUCGUGCACGCUUCCACUGUCGUACUCAACUCCUCAGAUAUGGGACCCUCCUGUCCUCGCACGGCCGCCGUGACAUUCCUUGGGUCAUUGCUCGCGUUGCCCGACGGCCUCAUGAACGCGCCCAUGCUGCAGCCUUACCCGCACCAGUAUAAUACCGUCUCCUGUCCCGACCUUAAAGAGCACGUGCUGAACAUAGUGGUCCGCGUGUGUCGCCGCGAGGGCGCGGCGGCGGCGCGCUGCGCGGGCGCGUGCGCGCUCACGGCGCACGUCACGCACGUGCUGGCCGCGCGCGCCAACUGCGAGCGGCUGCCCGCGUAUGUCACCUGUCUGCUGCAGAUGCUCAUGAUGAAGAACAAGAACAUAGCGAAAGUUGUGAGCGACUGCGUAUUGGUGCUAGCUGACUAUACGGACCGUAUCGUCGAAAUGUAUCCUGGACUAGCCGGUAAAAUCAUCAAGUGGAUAUGCGCGUGCCUGGCUCAGAUAUCGCCGAGUAGUUCUCGCGACUCGGUCAAGCCUCUCGCGGGCUCGCUGCUGCUGUGCCUGGCCGAGUUCGCCGUCAGGUGCGGCCCCAACUACCUCAUGCAGGAGAAGGAUGGCGACCAGACGCUACUGCUCAUGAUAUUCAAGGUUUUAUAUGCUGUAAUGAAAGGUACUAAUGGUGCGGACAUCGAAGGCCUGUCGUUACCCGUCGACGAAGACUUCGACCCUAACAUACAACUGGACAAUCUAGGACCAAAGGCAACGCCGGCUUCCACCAUAGACGUCAAGCUUUGGGCGCAGACCAUAUGCACCCAACUAGUACUAUUCCUGGGACACUGGCCUCUAUGGAACGGCUGGCAGGUGUCGUCAUCAGUGUGUGAGCAACACGACAGCCCUACGUUGGGUGGCGAGCUGGGGCCCGCUGUGCUGUCGGCGCCUCACGUACAGAUGCUGCGGUUGAGUGACUCUACUCUAGCAUCGUUUAUUGAGCUGCCGGCGCUUGAUAUGCCUGCCGCUACCACACCAGGUCUGAUGACGUCAGACCGGCAAGUGCGUGUGUUGCUGCGCGACAUCGCGGGCAAGGCGUGUUGGGACGCCUCCGCGCUAUACUACGACCCCUCCAUAGCCUCCUCCGAGACUGUAGAACCUUUACAAUUGCCUGACAGUGCGGAAUGCCCGCGAGACAACACGUUGUCAUCGCUGCCGCCGCCUCUGCCGCCCGACCUGCUGCCCGACUACAAAAACUGCCCUCCCGACAAACAUCAACUAGACCACGUGUUAGCGUACAUCGGCCACACGUCCCCGGAGGUGGUGUGCGGGCGGCGGCUGGACGAGGCGGGCGCGUCCCCGCUGGCGCCCGGCGCCGAGGACGAGCUGGUGGCCACGCUGGUCGCGCACCGGAACCACGAGAGACAUUACCUCGCCACCAGGGACAGUAGUGAGGAGGAGGAGAUCCCGGCGUGCAGCGCUCCGGCGGCGGGCGCGACGUUCGGCGUGUGUCGCGCGCUGUGCGCCCAGCUGGGCACGCUGGCGCCCGCGCGCCGCCCGCACGCGCAGCUGCUGCGCCGCAGCGACCGUCUGCUGCGCGAGCUCCGCAACCUCGACGCGCAGAGGUGUCGAGAAACACAUAAGGUUGCAGUGAUAUACGUAGGCAAGGGACAAGAGACGCGUAAUGAAAUCCUAUCAAAUCGCUGUGGCAGCCCUGCGUAUGAAGCCUUCUUAGCAGCUCUAGCGUGGGAGGUGGAGCUGGAGAGCCACGUGGGCUUCACGGGCGGGCUGCGCGGCGGGGGCGGCGGCGGUGUGUCGGCGCCCUAUCUUGCCGCGCUAACUUUAGAAGCUCUCUUCCACGUUGCCACGCGCAUGCCUGCGGACUCGCCCGACGCUAUACUCAACAAGACCCGUCACCUGGGUAACGACGAGGUGCACGUGGUGUGGAGCGAGCACUGGCGGCCGUACAAGCGCGACACGCUGCCCACACAGUUCUGCGACGUGCUCAUCGUACUGUACCCGCUGCCCGGCGGCCUGCUCCGGUGUACCGUGUCUAGGAAGCCCGAUGUGUGCGUGUUCGGUCCGCUGUGGGAGGAGUGCCUGAUCGGGCUGCGCGGCUGCGCGGCGCUGGUGCGCGCGGCGGCGUUCGCGGGCGGGCGCGCCGUGCGGGCCACCAUGCCGCUGUACCAGCACGCCUACGCCGAGCGCGCGCGCAGUCUGGACGCGCUGGUCGCGCAGCACACGCUGCCCGCCACCUUCGAGGCCUUCGUGGAGCGACUGCGCGAGCCCGUGCCCGCGCCCGCGCCCGCCCACGGUAACCAUGCCCCGCCGCUCCCGCCGCCCGCCCGGCCCAACCGCCGUGCGCGGACUAAACAUUCCCCGGAUACAUAGCCUAGGUGCUUCUUUUUGGUUUUUUCUUUUCCUGGAGCACGAGUCUGCCGGGGAAUUUUUCAAGUAACUAUAUGUAUAUAUUUUUGUACUAACCAAACUUCCUUGUAUUCGUGUUAUUUUAUAAAUGAAUGUCGCGGUCACUAACUAUGAAACUUGUGUGCAGAUCAAGGCACGGGACGCUUGGCGGCGGCCCUGCUGGACCACGGCGCCAGCUCGUGGGGCGGCGCGCAGG